This is a messenger RNA of Mucor velutinosus, 861 nucleotides long. RefSeq lists its product as uncharacterized. The coding region runs from base 1 to 861 and encodes 286 amino acids. Gene Ontology annotation, biological process: negative regulation of gluconeogenesis; protein catabolic process in the vacuole; protein targeting to vacuole. Gene Ontology annotation, cellular component: GID complex. The transcript has 4 exons. The record is from RefSeq and is a predicted model, not a curated record. NCBI's taxonomy places the organism in Eukaryota, Fungi, Mucoromycota, Mucoromycetes, Mucorales, Mucoraceae.
AUGCCAAUUCCAUCCAUUGUAUCUUCAUCUUCUUCAAACGCUACUCCACUUCCUGUGGUUACUAUAACAAAUCCAUCGCUCGAUGAGAUUGUCCUUCAAGAGGACUCAAAAUGCAAACAGCAGCCCACGAUCAAAUCCGAAGCUAGUACAGUCAGUAGCAAUUCUAUGGAAACUGAGGUCAGUUACAAUACAAAACAGCAUGUCAAGUCAUGCCACAAGAUAAACAAAGCGGUGGUGUUGCUUCAUGCGAGACGUGAGGAGGACGACAAGGUUGCAAACAUCAACGAAGAUAGACUUCGCCCCGUGUGCGUUGGUGGUUUGUAUGCUGGGUCAGUUUUCCGUGGCACACAAAAGUGUGGUACAGCUAGUUAUGAAGUGAAUGUAGAGCUGCUGCAUGUAGACAUGAAAGAGAGCAAUCUGUGUGGCUACUUGAAGAUUAAAGGUUUGACUAGUGAGUUCCCGGAGCUUACGACAUUUUUCCAAGCUGAGAUCAUUGGCCCCAAAUACUCUUUUCACACUCGCAAGUGGCAGGCAGAUCAACAAAGCGAUCUCUUGCAUUGGAAAAAAUUUCCAUCUUUCAAGCCUUAUGUAGACACAUUCAACCGUGAUGGUUUCAACUAUGAUUACAAGGCAAAUGACGACUUUAUUUACAUGCGAUGGAAGGAGACCUUUUUGGUGCCUAAUCACCAUGUGAGCGCUAUUGAUGGUGCUAGUUUCGCUGGCUUCUAUUACAUCUGCUAUCAACGCUCAACUAACAGCAUCAGAGGCUUUUACUUUUUCCGUCAUCACAAGGAUUGGUUUCAGGAACUUAACUUGGAUCAUACUCCUGCAAAUGCUUUUGGAUCAUUCGAGUUUCGUUGA